CUGUUUCUUGCCGUACAUGGCCAAUUCUAAAUAUUAGGGUUUGGUACUUUUUUUUGGAUCUUGGUCCGUCUCUCCAGUUUUAUGUUUGUGCUGGACUUGUCCUGUCAUAGCUUUCUUCAGGAGUUAUUUUAGUGGGCGUGAAAGCGAAGUUGUUGCUUUAUCGAAUUGACGAAGUAUCCCUGAUCCUCAACGGAUUUAAGAAGAGAGAAAUACGUGCACCGAAUUUUGAACAAGCCCUGACCUAAUGGAUUGUCCCCAAACGCUAUCUGCUGUUCUGUUCUGACCUAACCAUCAAACUAAGUCGGAUCUCUUUUUGUUGCCUGUGGUUUGAGUCUACCCUCUCUCUCAGAUUCGAGAGAGAUCGACACUGUUAUUUGACUUUUCUCUCUCUCUGCGGACUGCUCUUAACCGAACUCCCCGCGAUCGCUUCCAAAUGGUCAGGGGCUCAGACAGCGGGUCAAUUUGAUGAGAGACGGAGAUAUUUUCCCCACCGUCUUGAAAUACAGUUUCUUUAAUACGCGCCAUGGCUUCGGUGUAUCAGAGAUUCUCUGGGAAGAUUAACACCAACACCUCCUUUCCUGCACCGCCCGAGGCCAGUCACUUACUAGGCGGACCCGGCAAAGAGGAGGAGAACGCGGGAAAGACUCCAACACCGUGUCAGGACCCUCGAUCUCGUGUCCUCCAUCACCAAAGGAGUCAAUGCAAUGACGAGGAUGAGCUGGUAGGGAGUAACCCUCCGCAGAGGAACUGGAAGGGAAUAGCGAUUGCCCUGCUGGUCAUUUUGGUCAUCUGCUCCCUCAUCGUCACGUCAGUCAUCCUGCUGACCCCAGGUGAUGAUGACAGCCUGGCCUCUAAGGGGAAGGUGACGGUGAAGGACAUCUUCGGGGAGGACUUCAGGGUUCACGACCCCCAAGCCAAAUGGAUGAGCAGUAAUGAGCUGCUGUACCGCACGCGUGAGGGAGACGUGGUGCGGCUCAACGUGGAGACCAUGGAGCGGACGGUGCUGGUGCCCAAUAAAAUAUUUACGCUGUACCAGGCCAGUAAAUACGAGCUGUCCCCAGACCUGCGCUAUGUGCUGCUGGCCUACAAUGUUGUGCCGAUAUACCAGCACUCCUUCAUCGCGUCCUACAUCAUAUGCAGCUUGGAGACGCCGGAGACAUGGGACCUCAACCCUCCAGAGGUGCGCAAUGCAAAGCUGCAGUAUGCAGGCUGGGGGCCGCAGGGUCAGCAACUGAUUUUCAUAUUUGAGAACAACAUCUACUACCGGGCCACAGUGGAGAAGCGAUCGAUCCGUCUGGUGUCCAGCGGCAAAGAGGGUGUCAUCUUCAACGGCCUCAGCGAUUGGCUGUACGAAGAGGAGAUUUUCCAGUCCCACAUUGCCCACUGGUGGUCCCCCGAUGGAGCCAGGCUGGCCUACGCCACCAUCAAUGACACACUGGUGCCCAAGAUGGAGCUGCCCAUGUUCACAGGCUCCUUGUACCCUACAGGCAGAGAGUACCACUACCCUAAGGCUGGUGAGGAGAACCCGGUCAUCUACUUGUACGUGGUGAACCUCAAUGGACCGCUGCAUACCAUAGAGAUGCGCCGACCAGAGGACCAAAGGAUAGGGGAGUACUACAUCACUAUGGUGAAGUGGGCCACUAGUACCAAGCUGGCAGUGAACUGGCUGAACCGAGCUCAGAACAUCUCCAUUCUUACCUUGUGUGAGGCCACCACGGGUGUAUGCACCAAGAAACAUGAGGAUGAAAGUGUGGGCUGGCUUCACAGACAGAACGAGGCUCCCGUCUUCUCCAGGGAUGGCCUCAAGCUCUUCUUCAUCAGAGCCCUUCCUCUGGGGGGCAGCGGACGCUUCUUUCACAUCUCCAUGUCCAUCUCACAGCCCAACACCAGCACAGACUCCCUGCAGACGGUCACGUCAGGGAAGUGGGACGUGACCCAGGUGCUGGCCUUCAGUGAAGACACCCAGCAGAUAUACUUUGUGAGCACGGAGGAUGACCCCAAGAGGAGACAUCUCUACAGUGCGGAUAUUGUGGGCACGUUCAACAGGCGCUGUGUCUCCUGUGACUUCAAUGACAGCUGUGGCUAUGUCAGUGCCACCUUCAGUCACAACACCAGCUACUUCCUCCUCCACUGCCAUGGUCCUGGGGUUCCAUCUGCAAGAGUAUACAGCACCCUGGAUAAAAAGAAAGUGUACGACCUUGAAACGAACCAGGAACUGCAGAACAAGUUGGACUCCAUGCAGAUGCCCAAGGUGGAGUACAGGGAAGUGGAGAUCGAAGGCUACACCCUGACAAUGCAGAUUGUCAAACCUGCUGGCUUUGCAAUCACAGGCCAUUACCCGCUGCUCCUGUUUGUGGAUGGUACGCCGGGCGGCCAGGUGGUGUCGGAGCGCUUCCAGGUGGACUGGACCACCGCGCUGGUCAGCAGUUUCGGCGCCCUUGUGCUCCGCUUCGACGGACGCGGCAGUGGCUUCCACGGGACAGAUCUGCUGCAUAAGGUCCACCACAGACUGGGCCUGUACGAAGAGAAAGACCAGCUCCAGGCUCUCAGCAUAUUAUCAAAGGAGCCGUACAUAGACAACACCAGGAUUGGAGUAUUUGGACAGGUGUAUGGGGGAUACAUCACCAGUCUCCUUCUCAGUUCAGAGAUGUCACCGCUGAAGUGUGGAGCAGCUCUAUCACCCAUCACUGACUUUGAGUUAUAUGCCUCUGCUUUCUCGGAGAGGUACCUGGGCUCACCCAAGCCUGACAGGAGAGCCUAUGAGAUGGCUAGUCUGACGGAGCGGCCCAGCUCAUACAGACCGUCCCUGUUCAUCGAUAAAACGUUCCUCAUCGUUCACCCCACAGCAGACGAAAAAGUCCACUUCCAGCACACAGCCAGAUUCAUCUCCCGGCUUAUAAAUGAGAAGGCAAACUACAGUCUACAGAUCUACCCAGACGAAGGCCACUACAUCCACAACGAGGCCACACGGCAACACCUUAGCCAGUCGCUCGUGAACUUCUUCGAGGAGUGCUUCCGGCUACCUGAGAAGCUCUUCGAGGAGGAGGAGGAGCUGGAGGAGGAGAGCGAGGAGGAGGGUUAGUCUGCUGCCGCUGACCUCCCAUCUAUGACCUCUGACCACCCCACCCCUCCACUCCCCUCCCUCCCUACCUCCCCAUCCAAACCCAAGCACAAGAGCCAGCCCGCCAGUUAUAUGUAUUAUGCAACGCCACUGGAUCUUCAAGUCUCAUCCUUGUUCUUUUGGAAUUGACACCUUGUCCACUUUGAUUUUCACCCACUCUUAUCUCCACACUCACUGAAAUGACACCUGAAGCUGCCCCUGACACCGCCCCCACCCCCCCCACCACCACCUCGCUUCUACAGUUGCUACAGUCACGGCACCCCGAUCCUCCAUGUUGUUCUACCCCCAGCUCAUUCCUCAGUGAAUAACUAGCGGCUUCCUAUGACGGCAGUGGCAGCAGCAUCAUCUCUCCUUCCCCUUUCCUUGGAAACGAUCUAAACUCAAGACAAUGGCCACCUUGGUUAGGUGAGGUGUGGCAUCUGGCUGGGUCACAACAGGCAGCUUUACAGCCCAGCGGAAGGAAAGCUUGCCCCUUUUUUUUUCGGGGAAAAAUGGGGCAGUCUCUGAACAGGUUCCAGCUCCGAUGAACAUAUCCACCUUUGCCCCCUCCCCAACCAGACACUGUUGGAGGAUCUUCUGGGUCUGACUCGCCCACCAGAGCGCGCCCACGGACAGCAGGGAACAAAGGACUUCAUAGCAAAUGGAGUUUCCAUACGGAAUGUUCCGAUUCGGAGAAGGGUUACAGAGAUAUCAAGAAACUCAAGAUAUUUGUAGAAAUCACAAUGGUGCAAUUGCAUAACCCCAAGGGAUGGAAUGUGGAGUAUUUGUUGGAACAAGAUGAUUGGUAAAGAUCUGGGGAGGAGUAACAGGUUGUCACUGAGAAACUGAUGGUGUUGGAGAAGUGGUUGCAGGCUGAAAUGGUUUGCCUGAGAAUUUAGGAGACUGUACAUUCUUCGUUGUUGAUUAAUGUUGAUUUUUUUGUGGAGGGUUUGUAUGGUUGAAGGCGAAUCUAGAAGUAAUGGCUUUUUGGGAGAAAGUCAGAUUAAUACUCCUGGCAAAUUGUGAUAUAUAGAGGUAGAUAUGUUUGUUUUGGUAAUCAAACAGAGAGAUAUGUAUAAAGGGAUAAUUGUAUUGACUGAUUGGAAUGAUUUAUUGCAGAGGUCAGGGAGGGGUUCUUUUGGAGAAGAAUUGAACCCGUUUUAGCAGCAAAUUUUGAACGGUUUGAGAAAAUUUCAGGAACAGGCAUUGGAAAGGAUUUUGUGCAGAAUGUGUAUGUGUGUGUAUCACCUACAAUAUUAACCCAACAUCAUGAGGACCUUUACGUAUUUGACUGUGCUUGUGUCUGUGGUUCCUACAUUAAGAUACACAUGGGAGACACACAUGGGUGGUCGUUAAGCUGUUUUUCUGUGCUCAACUUUGUCUCAAUCUUGGAAACAUUUUUGUGUAGCCUCAAGUGUGUAUUUUAAAAGCUGUUGAUUCAUGUGUAUGUGUAAGUGAAUCGGGGGGGGAAGGGUCACCGAAACACGUAAAAGGAAAACAAUGAAAAAAGGGAAGUGAUGUCAGAAAAGUGUGUUACCGAACCACACAGACCAUGACGGUUCCAGACGACUGUUGUUCUGGUUUCAUUUUUGUUUAUAAUAGUGGAUUGUUUUGUUUUGUCUGGUUUGGUAUUAAUUCAGUGCUCCAGGAAAAGAAGCAUUCUUUAAACUAGUUUUAGUCACUGUGCCUUACUUCAUAUCUAAAGAGUACCGCACUGAAUAACUCCUUUUAAAAUAUUCAUUUAGGAUGCAAGAUAUGACCACAACCUAUGGAGGGAAAACAAGACUAGAUUUAUUAACCAGCUCGAGGAAUACCCUAUGUUGUCACAAACAUGUAGUUACGCAUUAUGAUAAACAAAAAAUACUCUCAUAGGUCUACACACUAUAUUGUCUCCAUUCACCAAAAUUGUCAUAGAUGCAUGUUCAACAAUCGUGUUAUUUAAAAAAGAUACUGAUAACUUGUGCCAUGCCAGUGACCAUAUCAGGUGUGUUUUAACGGGUUCCAGUGGUUUCCUGAAGUGUGGCUUCAGAUUCUUUUCUUUUGUCAUUUAACCUUACCUCAAGUUUUCCAUCCAGACAGACAAAUGUGUGAGUACAAGACACUUUAGAAAUGUUGUUUUGACAAGUCCAAAAAAAAAAACUACAUGAUUUUGAAAGGGAUUUUAAUGUCUACCACUGUGCAGAAGUCGGAAAUUAUAUACUUUGAUGCUGAGAGGGAGAAAGAACAUCAAAGUCAUCAGAGGAUAGAUCAUUUUUGGUCAAAUGAAUGCUUCAUUCUCUGUGUCUCAUAUUUUUUAAAGAUUUAUUUGAUCUAUUUAUAUAAAAUAUCAAUCAUUCAGUAUUUGAAUAAAUCAAUUCUGAUAAGUAUACGUUUACAUGGAUGAUGUUUAUUAUUAUUAUUAUUAUUUAUUUUCAGGGCCAUGUAUUCAGAUACUACAAAAGUAAUGUAUGGGGUCCACAAGGCAUAGGCACUUACAUCUACAGUACUGGUCAUUUAUGUACACUUGUUUCGGUUGUGUAUUCUUGAUACAGUACAUUACCGGCCAAUCCCUCAGAAUCACAAAUACCACUGACCAUCUGAAACUUUUACACAAAACUGUAUGAUGUACAAAGAGUUUGCUAUUGUAACUUUCCAUUGUGUGAACGCUGUUGAGGCACAUGUUCUUUUGUUCUUUUUUUCAUUUAUGGAUCUCUUUGAAUGCUGUUGCGGUCAUUGUGCAUGUUGGCAGACCAUUUGCGACCAGAAAACUAGAAAUAGUAGCAUUCCUGCAUAGUAUUAUUUGACCGCUUGAAUGUCCCCUCACAGAUUGGCACUUCAUCUUUGGUAGUAUUGUGGUUGAGAGCGCAGAGUCUCGUCCUGGCUUGAUGUAUAAAUGUGACUCCAAUAUCAUUUUAGUCUCUUAAUACCUGAGUGUUACCUGUACAUAAAGCAUUUUGAACAUUAUAAUAUUUUUGUUCUCCUGUUUCGUGGGUAUCUGGGGGCAAUGAAGUCAGCCAUGUUUGUUAUGAACUUUACUAUGCUGGAAGAUGAAAAAUAAAAUCCACGGGACCAUUACCAGAGAUGGAGGCAUAUUGGUUUAAUUCUAAGAAACAAAGGGACUUUUAUUUGGUUAAAGAAACCUUUACAUGUUACAAACAAGAGGAAGUGUGGUAUUGAGGAAAAUGUCCAAAUAAAGGUUAUUUUAUCAUCCUAAA
Messenger RNA from Alosa alosa (allis shad), 6294 nucleotides. RefSeq names its product dipeptidyl-peptidase 6a (gene dpp6a). The transcript has 26 exons. The record is from RefSeq and is a predicted model, not a curated record. Gene Ontology annotation, molecular function: dipeptidyl-peptidase activity; serine-type peptidase activity. The coding region runs from base 524 to 3082 and encodes 852 amino acids. Gene Ontology annotation, biological process: proteolysis. NCBI's taxonomy places the organism in Eukaryota, Metazoa, Chordata, Actinopteri, Clupeiformes, Clupeidae.